ACGGGGGACGCUUCACUUGACGCAGAAAGACCUGCAGGUGACCAAAGCGCAGUUGGACCAAAUUGCAAUGGACAAUGUUGAUCAGGACACCAAACUAGUUGGAAUGACAAACAGAUUGGUAGCCAGUGAGAAGAAAGCGGAGGCUCUGGAGAAGCAGGCUGAAGCACAAAAGGCAGAUCUUUUGGCUUUGAAGACCAGACUGGCUGCCACUGAGGCUGAAACUGAAGGAGCCAAGCUGAAGAUGGAAGACCUGAGAAAGGCCAACGUGGAACAAUUGAAAGGGCUGACUUUGGUGAAGGACAGACUGUCUGGCAUCGCAACUGAAGUAGGGAAUCUGAAGACAGAGAUGGCAGAGACAGCAGCAGCACCCAAGGUGGCAUUCUCAGCAGCUCUGACGAACGCAGGAUUCGUAAAUGCCGGCUACGCGGAACUGAAUUUGGUCUUCAGCAAAGUCAUCACCAAUGUCGGAGGGGCCUACAGCAGAGGCUCAGGCUUCUUCACAGCUCCGGUCAGGGGAGUCUAUUUCUUCAGGUUCACGGUGGUGGAUCAUCUGGCAUCCCGCACCAUGUUCAUCAGGCUCCUUAAGAAUGGACAGGCAGUCAUUCUCAUCGGCGAAUAUGACAACGAUGCGCAUGCCACGUAUCUGUCCAGCGGUGUGACUCUGCUGCUGGAGACGGGAGACAGGGUCAACAUGGCAAUCCCAGCGGGUCACAGGCUCUAUGACGAUGCUAAUAAUCAGUGUAUGUUCAGCGGCUUCCUGCUCUUUGCUCUCAAAAACGAAUAGUUUCAAUUUAUUUGCUUUGAUUCAUUUUAGCGUUCAGCCAAGGGUAUUAGUAGUAUAGUAGUUUCUGAGUGAGGAGUCCACACACAUGAAAUCCUUUUCCCGCCUUCUUCUGAAGUAGUUCCGUCAUGAAAUAAAAUAACAAACAAAAAUAAUUUCAAGUGUGCAGACUCUUCAAUCUAAAACUCAAAUCAGCCUUUGUACUGUACCCCUUCUCAAAAACCAACAACAAUGAAUGUUAUUAUGAAUAAUAAAGAUGAGUAUAAAGCACUUUUAAUCAUGCAAUCCAUUCUUUGGAAAUAUUCUA
This is a messenger RNA of Engraulis encrasicolus (European anchovy), 1088 nucleotides long. RefSeq names its product cerebellin-3-like. The record is from RefSeq and is a predicted model, not a curated record. NCBI's taxonomy places the organism in Eukaryota, Metazoa, Chordata, Actinopteri, Clupeiformes, Engraulidae. Gene Ontology annotation, molecular function: protein binding. The transcript has a single exon. Bases 68 to 784 code for a protein of 238 amino acids.